Molecule: messenger RNA, 812 nt
Organism: Ipomoea triloba (trilobed morning glory)
Lineage: Eukaryota; Viridiplantae; Streptophyta; Magnoliopsida; Solanales; Convolvulaceae
Product: mucin-1-like
Exons: 1
Coding region: 94-609 (171 amino acids)
Source: RefSeq, a predicted model, not a curated record
UAUUUCUCCCAUUCAAGAGAAGUACUUCUGCAAUCCCAAAGAGUCAUCAAUAAAAUUGAAGAACAUAUAAAAUAAAAUAAAUUAAAGCAAAAGAUGGCUCGCAAGGUUGUCGUGUUUGCUCUCCUCUUCGUCGCCCUUGCUGGGUUGGCUUCGGCCGCCACCGCCCCAAGCAGCUCUCCGUCAUCUUCGCCAUCAUCCUCGCCUUCCUCUGGCCCUGCGGGUGCCCCAGCCGGGUCGCCUGGCCCCACGGCCAGCGCCUCGUCUGGAGCACCCUCAGGAGGCCCCGCGGGGUCUCCUUCAAAUGCCCCUGCUGGAGCCCCGUCCCAUGGCCCUGCCGCGGCUGGAUCACCUUCAGAAGGCCCGGGCCCGGCCGGGGCACCUUCAGAAGGCCCCGCUGCGGGCUCCCCUGAUUCUGCAUCCCCCGCGGGGUCCCCGGAAACGGAUCCUUCAUCACCACCCAGCCCUGACUCCGACUCCGAAGACGUUGACGACAUUUCUGCCGAAGAUGCGCCUGCCGAGGCUCCCUCAGAAGACGACGAGGGCGGCGCUGCCGCUUUGAAGGUCUCCGCAGUUCUCGGAGCUGCCGCCGCCGUUGGGUUCUUCCUGUAAACCAAAAAGACAAUCAUCGGUGCUCGUUCGUUCGACACAGUAGUUGUUUCUUGUUAGACUGCAUUAACGUUUUUGGUACACCUCUUUCAUAUGGAAGGGGAGAACCAAUAUUCAAACAUUACAUUUUAUUCUCGUCACACCAUCUCUAACAUUCAAUUCUAUGUACGUUCGAUGUGAAAUCAAUAUUUGUCUUUUGAGGUACC